AUUAUUACAACAAUAAUAAACUUAUUAUUUAUUGAAAACAAUUGACAUCAGAAGAAUUAAGAAAAGUUGAAGGAAAAUGUCUUCAAAAGUAGGAAGAACGUUUAGCCAAAAUUCAUUAAAUAUUAUGAAAAAAAUGAAAGAUUCAGGCAUAUUUUGUGAUGUAAUCCUUAAGACAGAAGGAGAAAAGUUUCCAGUUCAUAAAUGCAUCAUGGCUGCUAAUUCCUACUUUUUUGAAAUAUUAUUCAUCAAUACAACGGAUGGAGAUAAAAGAAAAGAAGUUCCAUUAGAAGAUAUCGACAAAGAAACCCUUCAACACAUCAUAGAUUAUCUUUAUUGUGGAAAAAUUGAACUGAACUCAGAAAAUGUUCAAAAAAUUUUUGUUGCCGCUGAUGAGUAUUUGUUCUCAGAAUUAAUGGAGGAAUGUUGUUCCUAUAUGAUACAUCAUUUAGAUUCGAAAAAUUGCAUUUCUAUUAAAAAUAUAGGAAAAUAUUAUAGAAAUAUCACCUUAGAAAAAUCGGCUCAUCAGUAUUUAAUGAAAAAUUAUGUUGAAGUCUCAAGUCAGAAUGAAGAAUUGAUGGAAAUGACAACCGAAGAACUGAUAAACGUCUUGAAUUGUGAAGAAUUAAAUGUUAAAGAAGAAGAAUUAGUUUGGGAUACUGUAUUGCGAUGGAUAAACAUAAAUCCACAAGAGAGGAAGAAACAUAUGCCUGAUUUAUUGAAAUGCAUACGUCUAGGGCUUCUCGAUUCUGAUUUUUUCAUGAGAACUGUGAAAACACAUCCAUACGUCACAGAAAACGAAGAUUGUUAUCCUCUUAUAACGGAAACAUUAAAAUUUCUAAACGAUUUGGAAACCAUAAGCCAGAGAUCCGAAGAAAUUCUAACCCCAGACUUGGCUCUGCCUCGCAUCCCUCACGAAAUAAUUUUUGCUAUAGGGGGAUGGAGUUCUGGUUCUCCAACCGAUUACAUCGAGACAUACGAUAGCAGAGCAGACAGAUGGGUAAAGAUGAAUGAAGUUGAUCCUGCUGGUCCAAGAGCUUAUCACAGAUGUGCAGUAAUAGAUCAUAAUAUCUACAUAAUUGGUGGAUUUGACGGAACGAAUCAUUAUAGCGGAUGCCGCUGUUUAGAUACCAUCGAAAAACAGUGGAAAGAGAUUGCUCCGAUGCAUUGCAGACGAUGCUAUGUGAGUGUAGCUGUACUAGACAAUCUUAUAUACGCUAUGGGUGGAUAUAAUGGGAUGCAUCGUCACAAUACCGCCGAGAGAUACGAUCGUAGAACAAAUCAGUGGACGAUGAUGGCACCAAUGCAUAUGCAACGAAGCGAUGCCGAUGCCACAACUCUAGGCGGUUUCAUUUAUAUCAUCGGUGGUUUUACAGGACAACAGUGCCUUGAUUCGGCCGAACGUUACAACCCGCAAUCUAAUCAAUGGACUCUAAUUUCAAAUAUGAGCAGCCGAAGAAGUGGUGUAUCUUGCAUCGCUUUCAACGAUUGCGUUUAUACUCUGGGUGGAUUCAAUGGCUUGGAAAGAUUACAAACUGUUGAGAAGUACAAUCCUCGUAAUGAUACGUGGUCAGAAGUACCCGAUAUGGCAACAUCACGAAGUAACUUUGCUGUAGAAGUUAUCGACGAUAUGAUAUUUGCCAUCGGGGGAUAUAACGGAGAGAGUAUCAUAUGUCGAGUCGAGUGUUACAGCGAAGCAACUAAUCAGUGGUACGAAGCAACCGACAUGAACAUUUUUCGUUCGGCAUUAGCUGCUUGCAGAAUAAAUCAGAUACCUAAUAUCACUGAUUAUAUCCAUAAAUAUCGAGAAAAACUGCUAGAAGAGAAAAGACAAAGACUUCUAGAAUUGAGAGAAAUGGAAACAGAACUAGAUUAGUGGACAAAUAAAAAAAGACGAGUAGUGAAAAAUUGACAAAAUAUCUAUCCAAUAAAGUAUUGUUUUGGAAAUUAAUGAGAUUAUCUAAAUUCUCGCAUAAAUAACGUUUAAGUCUUCUGUUUAAGAAGAAAAACAUUUAAAAUUUUCAUUUUUACAUGCAAUUGUCAAUCUACUUUAUCAGAUUAAAUAAAAGUAUAA
Messenger RNA from Centruroides sculpturatus (bark scorpion), 2071 nucleotides. RefSeq names its product kelch-like protein 10. NCBI's taxonomy places the organism in Eukaryota, Metazoa, Arthropoda, Arachnida, Scorpiones, Buthidae. Gene Ontology annotation, molecular function: protein binding. The record is from RefSeq and is a predicted model, not a curated record. The transcript has a single exon. Bases 77 to 1873 code for a protein of 598 amino acids.